Molecule: messenger RNA, 4143 nt
Organism: Zea mays
Lineage: Eukaryota; Viridiplantae; Streptophyta; Magnoliopsida; Poales; Poaceae
Product: Acyl-CoA N-acyltransferase with RING/FYVE/PHD-type zinc finger domain
Exons: 19
Coding region: 1761-3845 (694 amino acids)
Biological process (GO): positive regulation of transcription by RNA polymerase II
Cellular component (GO): nucleus
Molecular function (GO): chromatin binding; histone binding; acyltransferase activity, transferring groups other than amino-acyl groups
Source: RefSeq, a predicted model, not a curated record
UGGUCGGCCUACUCACCACGCUAGCCGUUCGAUCCCCUCCCCUCGCCGCCUGCCCUCGUUGUCGGCCGCCUGCCGCCGCCAUCUCACGGCCUCCUACCUUCCCUCGUGGUGGGCUCCACCGCGGUCUGGUUCGUCUUCGAUCGUGUGGGAUACAGCUUCCUCUCCGUCCUCUUGAAAGCUAUCAGAGCAAGCAAGCCAGCCACUUUACCUAGCUAGUGUUCCGGCUGAUUCCACUGGCGACGAUUCGAGGUAAGGAAUUAGCUAGUAGCCAAAAACACCAACAUCAAGUUACUAUCAAGCUUGCACUGGCAACCAUAUAAAGUUAAUGAGUUAUUGUUGGUCCCAACAAUGUUGAGCUGUGAGUCACGAGAGGGAUUUUGAUAUUAGUCAAGGCUCCAGAAGUAUUGUCUAGUGGUACUGCUUGCUUUAUGUGGAUGGAAGUUAAGCUGCCUGCCUGCUGCUGUAUGUUUACUUGGGUUGCUGGAUACCAGUCACAAUAAUUGUUCCAGGCCUUAGAUUUAAAAAGCAGGGUGGCUUCAUAUUUGUUUUGGACUGCGUUGAUGUUAUUCUUAUUCAGUGCAAAGAUCUAGAGAUACAGAGUGGCAUAUCCACAGUCUGAUACUCUGAUUAAGUUACAAUUAUCUAUCUAGUGGCUGAAGAUCCAGGGAUACAGAUAUCUAUCUAGUGACUAUCUUGUUUCUGUUAUUACUCUGUACUGAGUGGCUUUAUGCCUCUAUUUUUGUCUGUUGAUGUUGGUCAUCGUUCAUAUUCUACUUCAGUAUCUUGAAACGUAAGUCAUUAUGUAUGAUCUGGUAACUUGACAGUAGUAAUUGCAUUUGAAUUUUAAGAAAUGUAAUCAAGUUUCCUCAUUGCUCAAAAUUGAUAUGGUCUUCAUUUUGCAAUGUCUCUAAUUGGUAUUUAUUUUUUCUGUGAUUUUGCAUGAUAUUUUGUGAUCAGCAAUGUACAGUGUACCUCUAUUGUAACUAGGCUAUGUGUCGUCCAUUCAGAGUGGUAUACUAAAUUAUAUCUUCAUGGAUGUUUGGUAACUUAGCGGUAUAUUCACUAUACUACUUUUGUCAACAUAUUUUUCUUGUAUUGAUUUUUAUCUAAUAUACAAUUUUUCGAAGUAUAGAUUGGAUUUUUAUUGGUGAUUCGGUACAACCAAAAAGGAUUUCCGGUAUUUAUGUAAUUUUGGAACAUUUCUGAUAUUAUCACUUAACCUUCACGUUAUCAUCAUAAAACUACUUUUGUCUGUACUGAUUUGUCUCUUACGAUGCCACCCCAUUUAGAACCUUGUCCUGUGUCCGCCAUUGGUCGGCGCUGCAGUUUGAGAAGCACGUGGGGGCGGAGUCGAAGAACCAGAACGGUAACAUCCUCCUCAUCAACGACAAGUUGCUCUACGACCUGUUCCACGAGCUCAGAAAUUGGCCCCCUUGUGCGGAGGAGUUUUGGGCGACCGCCGGGGUACUCAUGACUGUGCCUGCCACCGAAGCCUCAUCUGCGCCGCAGGGGCAGCAAGCAGGCGCGCCCGCUAGCUGGGAACCCAACGGGGUUCAGGUUGACGGCGUGACGGUGGAUCCCCCUUUGCCUGGACGGGGAGCCAUGGUGAUGCUGACCGAGGAGGAGAAAGCCAGCUUGUGUCUGCUUGGUUUGAAUUUUUAAGCAGGCAAAGCAGUUCCACGGCUGAGUUGGACACUAUAUGCGGCAUUGAAGGGCCUGCUGCGGAACAGAUCAAAGAUGAAGCAGGUGGUGACCAUGUGAUGCACGAUGCUCUAGUGGGAGUGACAGAAACAGAGUAUCAGCUAGACAGUGACCUUAGAGAUGUUAGAGGACUGCUGUCCACUGGACUUCUUGAAGGUUUCAGGGUGACCUACAUGAAGGAUGAGGUGGAGGAGGUUGGACGGAUAAAUGGACAGGGUUAUUCUUGUGGCUGCUCAAAGUGUAAUUACAAUAGUAAUAUUAUGAAUGCGUGCGAGUUUGAGGAGCAUUAUGGUCAGUCAUUUGACAACCAGAUUGAUCACAUCUUCUUGGAUACCGGGAUUUCUCUAUUCAGGGUGGUGGAAGCACUGAAACCUUGUAAGCUUAACAUGCUUGGGGAUUUCAUUGAAGAGAAGAUUGGUUUCCCUCCUAAUUUGGAUGAGUAUAACAAGUGGAAAGCUUCAUUUCAGAAGAGAAAAGAUUAUUUAGAUGCUGUGGCUUCAGAUGGUUGUUUGACUCAGAGUUCACAGGGGUUGGCUGCAGGGGAGAUGAUUUACAGUUUGAGAGAUUACUUGAAAGAUUCUGUCAGCAAUAGCAUCUCAAACCUUAACUGGAGUGCAUCUAAAAGGCGGUCUGGGAGACGGUUUAGACAAGGAGACACUGGGACUUCAACUCCAACCUUUAGCGGAAGCCCAGGCAAAGGGGGUUUUGGCCACUCUACUGACACCUCAGAGAAGAAAGGCACUGAAGAAACUCACAGUGAGAACACAGGAGACCCUCUCAGCAUCGAUGGUGUUAAGUCUGAUUCUCCAUUACCUACUGCAGUAACCACUAACCACUCUAAACACGAUUCAACAAAUUUAGGGCUUUCUUUAUCAAGUCCAGUAAAAAUCACGCAAAGGCCACUCCGAAACUGCAGCAUAGACUCAAAGUCAAAAGAAUCAAAAACAAGGGAUACCACUUUGCAUCCACUGAUUUUCAAGGAGGAUGGCCUUGCAGAUAAUACUUUGUUGACUUACAAGUUAAAGAAUGGAGAGGCUCUAAAGCAAGGGUAUAAACGGGGAACAUGCAUCAUCUGUAACUGUUGCAAUCAAGAGUUUUCUCCUUCCCACUUUGAAGAACAUGCUGGCAUGGGGAGAAGACGGCAACCGUAUCACAACAUUUAUACAUUAGAAGGAUUAUCACUUCAUAAGCUAGCUCUGCAACUGCAAGAUCAUUUGAAUCCAAAUGGAUUCGACAAUGCUAGUGUUUCCAGCGUCAGUGACUACCAUAACCUUACUUCUUCAGGUUGUGGCAGAGAACCUUCUACUACCAGUGGACCUAUUGUUCCUCUGAAACGGACUUUACAAGAAAGAGUGGUAGAAACAGAGAGUUGCUAUUUCUGUGGGUAUGGCCACACAACGAUUGGAAAUAUCAAUCCAGACACGAUUAUUUUCUGUAACCAGUGCGAGAGACCAUGCCACAUCAAAUGUUACAACAAUAGAGUUGUAAAAAAGAAGGUGCCUCUGGAAAUUUUGAAAGAAUACAUGUGUUUUCACUUCUUGUGCUGCCAAGAAUGUCAAUCACUCCGUGCCCGUCUAGAAGAAGGACUGGAAAAGUGUGUAGGGAUUACCUUCCUUAGACGGAUAAGAUCUAAUAUUUGUUGGCGACUUUUAAGUGGAAUGGAUGCAAGUAGGGAUGUCAAACUCUACAUGCCUCAGGUCAUUGAUAUCUUCAAAGAUGCAUUUAUGGAUUCUACUGAUGAGCACAGUGACAUCAUCUCAGACAUGGUUAAUGGCAAAAAUGGAGACCAAGAGAAGGAUUUUCGAGGAAUGUAUUGUGCACUGUUAACUGCAAGCACACAUGUUGUCUCUGCUGCGAUUCUGAAAGUGCGCAUCGAACAAAUCGCAGAACUUGUCCUCAUUGCUACUCGUAGCGAGUGCAGAAAAAAGGGUUACUUCAUACUUCUCCUAAAGUCGAUCGAGGCAAAUUUGAGAGCCUGGAAUGUAAGCCUUCUUACUGCGCCUGUUGACCCUGAAAUGGCACAAAUCUGGUCAGAGAAGCUCGGGUUCACCAUUUUAUCAGCUGAAGAGAAGGAGUCAAUGCUGGAGUCGCACCCCUUGGUGAUGUUCAAGAACCUAGUCUUGGUGCAGAAAUCACUUGCUUGAGCAAAUCUGAUCUAUGUUUGUUUGUACUACUUUAGAAAUGAAAACCCGGUUUCGAGAGCUUAGACAGUACGGGGUUAGGCCGUGUUAAGUCAUUUUGUUUAUUAUUUAGAUUUAAAAUAUUUUUAAACUAUUUAAAUAUAUAUUAUAAAUUAUAUCUCUACGCUUGAGCGGGAAACUGGAACAGUCCCAAACACUCCCAUAGAGUUUAGACGGACUAGAUGUUCGUGUAUUGUUACGGUUUUAUGUCACAUGGACACAGAUAGAUUUUGUUUUAAUAAAUAAAAUAUAUGUGCUCUAA